AUGGCCGCCACCUUCACCCUCGUUGCGCUCCUUGCGGCUGCAGCCAGCACCCAUGGUCACCUGCUCUCCGUCCCCAACACAUACCCCAACCUUACCCAGUGUUUGGGCGUCAAUGCCGUGACCGAGUUCUCCUGCGAGAACACCACGACCAUCAAGAACACCUGCUGCACACCGACUCCUGGCGGCCUCGUGCUGCAGACCCAGUUCUGGAGCACGUACACCGGGCUGGAGAAGAAGGGCCAGCUUCUUCCAAAAGACUCGUGGACCAUCCACGGCCUCUGGCCCGACAACUGUGACGGUUCUUACGAACAAUACUGCGACCUUUCUCGUCAAUAUGAUCCCGACCCAUCACCCGCGGUGCUUCCCGACGGUACCGUUGUUCCUGCCUGGAACGGUACCAGCAUCGACCACUGGAUCAAAGACUUUGGCCGCCUCGACUUGCUUGACUACAUGGAAAAGUACUGGAUCAACCAAGGCGCGUCAAACACGGACUUCUGGCAGCAUGAGUUCUCCAAACAUGCGACCUGCACUUCCACCUUCGACGUCGCUUGCUACGGCGAGAACUACAAGAAGCACCAAGACGUUGUAAACUUCUUCGACGCCGUCAUCCGUGCCUUCAAGCAGUAUCCUACGUUCGACAUGCUCGGUGCCGCUGGUAUCUUGCCUUCCAACAAGACGACCUACAGCCUGUCCCAAAUCCAAAAUGCGCUUGCAGCGCAGACAGGCGCCAUCCCGUACAUCGGGUGCAAGAAUUCCACUGUCCUGUCGGAGAUUUGGUACUUUUCUCAUGUGCUCGGUUCCGAACAAUAUGGGCGCUUCAAGUCCAUAAACAGCACGACGACUAGCAGCUGUUCGACCACCGCGCCUAUUUGGUAUUACGAACGCACAAAAACUUCGGAACACGAGGUCCGCAAAUAGACAUCCGCAUGUAAGACAUCC
This is a messenger RNA of Punctularia strigosozonata HHB-11173 SS5, 939 nucleotides long. Its product is annotated as ribonuclease T2. The transcript is spliced from 6 exons. The coding region runs from base 1 to 918 and encodes 305 amino acids. The record is from RefSeq and is a predicted model, not a curated record. Gene Ontology annotation, biological process: RNA catabolic process. Gene Ontology annotation, cellular component: extracellular region. Lineage: Eukaryota; Fungi; Basidiomycota; Agaricomycetes; Corticiales; Punctulariaceae. Gene Ontology annotation, molecular function: ribonuclease T2 activity; RNA binding.